AUGAUUGUGGUAGUUCUCAUUUUUAUAGCUUCAGCAAUUUCUUUUUUGUGGCUAUUUUUUAAAAUAAAAUUUAAUUAUUUUAAAAACCUUGGUAUUCCUCACAAGCAGCCACGAAUUCCUUUUGGAAAUAUGCAAGGAUUUAAGAGAAAGCUACACUCUUCACAUUUUUUUAGAAAUUUAUUUGAAGAAUUUAAAGGAACGAAUCAAUUGUGUGGAAUAUACCUAUUUACAAAACCUUCAUAUCUAAUUAUCGAUUUGGAACUGGUUAAAUCGAUUUUAGUAAAAGAUUUUGCUUAUUUUCAUGACCGAGGGAUGUAUUAUAACUUAAAAGAUGACCCACUUUCUGGACAUCUUUUGAAUUUGGAAGGAGAAAAAUGGAAGAAGCUGAGGGAAAAACUAACGCCGACAUUUACUUCUGGUAAAAUGCGGUACAUGUUCCCAACAAUAAUUGAUGUGGCAGAAAAAUUCGAAUCUUUUAUGAAUGCCUCAAUCGCAGAAAAUAAUGAACCAGAAAUUAAAGGAAUUUUGACUAGAUUUACUACAAAUAUUAUCGGAUCUUGUGCUUUUGGCAUUGAUUGCAAUACAUUCGAAGAUAAAGAUUCUAAAUUUCUUGAAAUGGGUUUAAAAGCUUUUGAACAGCCACGAAAUACCUUCUUGAAGCAAAUGUUAGCAAUCACAUUUCCUGAUUUGGCUAGGAAAUUAGGUAUUAAAAUUGUGCGAGAUGAUGUUGCUGAUUUUUUUAUGAAAAUUGUCAAAGACGUAGUCGAAUAUCGUGAAAGUAAGAACAUUAAACGAAAUGAUUUCAUGGAUUUAUUACUGCAGCUUAAACAUGAAGGAAAGAUGUCGUUUGAAGAAAUUGCAGCACAAGCAUUCGUUUUUUUCUUGGCUGGGUUUGAAACGUCAUCUACAACGAUGACUUUUGCAUUACAUGAGCUGAGCUUAAAUCAAAAAAUUCAAGAGGAAGUAAGAGAAAAUAUAAAUAAAGUACUUCAAAAGCACAAUGGAAAGAUCUCUUAUGAAGCUCUGUCAGAAAUGGAUGUGCUUGAACGAUGUAUUAAUGAGUCACUGAGAAAGUUUCCACCAGCAGCAAGCUUAAUUCGUACUGUAACCAAAGACUAUAAUGUUCCGAACUCAAAUAUAACUCUACAAAAAGGAUCAUCUGUUUUUAUAUCGGUAUAUGGGAUACAUCAUGACCCUGAAAUUUAUGAGAAUCCUGAAGCAUUUAAUCCUGACCGGUUUCUGCAAGAAAAAAUAAAGCAGCGGCACUUAAUGUCAUUUUUACCUUUUGGACAAGGAAAUAGGAUAUGCAUAGGUGAGCGAUUCGGUUACAUCGAGACCAAAGUUGGUCUAGCUACUUUACUCUCAAAGUUUAUAUUUGAACCAUCCUCAAAAACUAAAACACCAAUCGAGUUCUCAAAGAAAAAUAUGAUUUUAACAACGGAUGGAGGGAUGUUCCUCAAAAUAAAAAAAAUACAGAUUUGA
Messenger RNA from Chironomus riparius, 1482 nucleotides. The record is from the annotation of a GenBank genome assembly. Lineage: Eukaryota; Metazoa; Arthropoda; Insecta; Diptera; Chironomidae.